Molecule: messenger RNA, 2140 nt
Organism: Prionailurus viverrinus (fishing cat)
Lineage: Eukaryota; Metazoa; Chordata; Mammalia; Carnivora; Felidae
Gene: REM2
Product: RRAD and GEM like GTPase 2
Exons: 5
Coding region: 73-1692 (539 amino acids)
Cellular component (GO): plasma membrane
Molecular function (GO): calcium channel regulator activity; GTPase activity; GTP binding
Source: RefSeq, a predicted model, not a curated record
AAGGGAAAAGCUGACAGUGCUGCUGAGUGAGGGAGCGGGGACUGCAAGCGGCUGGGCUGCACACGCACACGGAUGCACACGGACCUCGACACGGACAUGGACACAGACACAGAAACCACAGCACUCUGCCCCUCCGGCAGCCACCAGGCCUCCCCCCCUGGGACGCCCAUACCAGAAACAGAUGCCACACUGCUGAAGAAGCCAGAGAAGCUGUUGGCAGGGUUGGACCGGGGUGGGCCACCACCGGCCCCAGGGGCACCCAGACGAAGAGGCAGUAUGCCUGUUCCCUACAAGCACCAGCUGCGGCGUGCCCAAGCUAUAGAUGAACUUGACUGGCCACCUCAAGCCUCAUCCUCUGGCUCCUCUGACUCCUUGGGCUCGGGGGAGGCAGCCCCCACCGAACAAGAUGGCAUCUUCAAGGUCAUGCUGGUAGGGGAGAGCGGCGUGGGCAAGAGCACCCUAGCAGGCACUUUCGGCGGUCUCCAGGGAGAUAGUGCUCAUGAGCCAGAGAACCCAGAGGAUACCUAUGAAAGACGCAUCAUGGUGGAUAAGGAGGAAGUGACUCUAAUUGUUUAUGACAUCUGGGAACAGGGGGACGCAGGGGGCUGGCUGCGGGACCACUGCCUUCAGACCGGGGAUGCCUUUCUCAUCGUCUUCUCAGUCACCGACCGACGAAGCUUCUCCAAAGUUCCAGAGACCCUACUUCGGCUCCGGGCUGAGAGGCCCCACCACGACCUCCCUGUCAUCCUUGUUGGAAACAAGAGCGACCUAGCCCGCUCCAGGGAGGUCUCACUGGAGGGACAGGCUAAGGGCAGACUCCCAAUACCCAUGUCUAGCGCCGGAGAACCCCUUCUCUUCACUCCUCACCUCUUCGCCAAGGCCCCUUUAUCUCCUUCCCUCGGCACCACCAAGACCCUCCACCUGAUCCCUGCCUGUUCUCAGUUGCAAGAGAUUCACCUGCCAGGACCCCUUUGUACUGCACAGCGGGCAUCUCCCCAGGCCCACCCUUGCCUGGCCACGCCCCGGGCCCAGUGUAGCCCGCGGGCUCCUCAACCUGUCCCUUCCUGUAGAGGGCCGCCACCUGGCAGGGACACUGAGCUGCAAGCACAUCGAGACGUCGGCGGCGCUGCACCACAACACGCGGGAGCUCUUCGAGGGCGCGGUGCGCCAGAUCCGGCUGCGGCGGGGCCGGAGCCGUGCCGGGGUCCCGCGGCCCGAGUGGGGCAGCCCCGACGGCCCCGCGCCGCCCGCGCGCCGCGAGAGCCUCACCAAGAAGGCCAAGCGCUUCCUUGCCAACCUGGUGCCGCGCAACGCCAAGUUCUUCAAGCAGCGCUCCAGGUCGUGUCACGACCUCUCCGUGCUCUGAGCCGCGGUCGUCAUGGCCACCGCGGUCGCCAUGGUCACCGCGCCCUCAGCUCACCCCUUCACCCCGCCCCGCCCCCGCCCGGCUUCCUUUGUGAAGACCGUCUAGUAAACCAAAAAGUCCGAGGGCGCGCGGGUGUGGCCGCGGGGGGCGGGCCCCCUGCCCCCAGCCCCUGGUGGGCGUCGCCCCCAGCCCUGCCACCACGCGUGCCCUGGCUACCUCCCCGCCCAAGAGCGCCUAGAAGGCGAGGACGCAGACCUGCGGGCGGGCGCGCUGCGGUCGGCGGGCAAGGCGGCUUCUGGCGGGCAGGAGGGGAUAUAGUUCCGUGAGCUACUUUGACUUUUAUUAAGUCGCGCUUGGCCACCUCUCCUGUAAAGAGACCCUAAAAGUGAGAACUGGAAAGGAGCUUGGUAGACCUCUUUACAGUUCUCUGCGCGAACACGCCUCAUCUUUAAGACAUCCUUAAAGGUAAAAACACUGGAGACGCUUCUUUGAGACUUUUCCCAAAACGUGCUGGCUCUUAUCUGCUGCACUUGUCCACUUUGCCUUUAAGAAGUUCUUAAAGGCAAAGGCCUGGAAGUGCCAUUUUUCAGAAUCGAUUCUGUGAUUUACCACUACAUCACGGCACUUCCCUUUUAAGGUUAUUAAAGGUAAGGUUUGGACAGACUCUUGCCUUCAGAUGCCAUUGUUAAGAGCUGAGCAGGCAGCACCCUGGGCCCAGGAGGCCCCAGCAAAAGAGCCACCCUUCCCUUUUCAAUAAAGAACUUUUCUACUACA